AUGAUUGCAUUUGUUUGCGGAUUUUACUUGGUCAAUCUUCUGGCUCCAAUUAUGAUGGUUUGAAGUUUAAAAUUCUUUAACCUCGUUUUGAAAUCUAAUUUUCAGAAAUACGGUCCAACUAGGGCCUUUCUGGAAGCAGUUGGUCAUUGGAAAUGGCUGAGGGGAUUGAUUUGGAACAGGAAAUCACAAAUAAGGUAGUUAAAUGGUUCAAGUAGGAUUUUAAUAGUUUUAAUUUGCAGAUUCACUCUCUGGAUUACGAUAAUUUUGUCACUGGCUAUGUAUUUCACGAAAGAUAUGGUUGUGAUCAAAGAAAAGACGAUUUAUAUUCCGGUAGGCUGUGGAUUUCUUCAAAGAAAAAAUGUAAGUUUUCAGAAUUUCUCGGCGGAAAGAGGAGAACUCAGAUUGGCUGUGGUUUCAGAUAUUCAUGCUGGAGCCAGUGUGUACAGGAAACAGGUAAAAAAAAAAUCUAAAUAAUGAUUUUCAUUAAAAGUGAUACUUUCAGGUGGAAAAAGUGGUGGAUAAAGUUUUGGACACGAAAGCCGAUGCGGUUUUAAUUGUUGGAGAUAUGGUUGAUGGCUCCGUGGCGGAUUUGGAAAGCAGAGUGGAUCCUUUUUGGUUCAUUUUUUUGAAAGGAAAAUAUUGGAAUAUGAUAUUUCAGGAUCCUCCCCCACCGAUACCCGACCUAUUUCGUCACUGGAAAUCACGAAUAUUACUAUGGAGACGCCUCGGAAUGGGUUAAACUGUAUAAGAAGAACGGGAUCAACGUCUUGGAGAACAAGUUUGACGGAAAAACUUCAUUGAAAUCAUUAUUUUUUAACUUUUCAGCAGCACAAUGUUCAAAGGGGUCUGCUUGGCUGGUGUCAACGAUAUUUCGAGUGGGAAAAUGGGGUUAAAAAUAGAAAAAAUUUUGAAAUUGCAAACUGAAAAUUCAGGAUUGCCGAUCAUUACAUGAACGUGUCAACUGCGAUUCGUGGGUGUCCGGCCAAAGCUUCGAGGAUUUUGAUGGCACACAAUCCGGCCUCAGUUCUGGAUUUCCCGCCCGAAGACCUUCAAACAAUUGAUCUGAUUCUAUCUGGUGCGAUUUGGAGUGAACUAGAACAAAAAAAUCUAUUUUUUCACAUAAAAACCAUUUUCAAUAAAAUUAGGCGCUGUUUAACGACUUUGGGCGCUGCUUAACCAUUUCGGGCGCUGCUUAACAUUUUUGGGCGCUGCUUAACAAUUUUGGACGUUGCUUAACGUUUUUGGGCGCUGCUCAACAGUUUUGGCGCUGCUUAACAAUUUUGGGCGCUGCUUAACAAUUUUGGGGGCUGCUAUUUUUGGGCGCUGCUAAACAUUUUUGAGCGCUGCUUAACAAUUUCGGGCGCUGCUUAACAUUUUUGGGCGCUGCUUAACAUUUUGGGCGCUGCUUAACGUUUUUGGGCGCUGCUUAACAGUUUGGGCGCUGCUUAACAAUUUUGGGCGCUGCUUAAAUUUUUCGGAAAGCAAAAAUAUUCCAGUAAUAUCGAUUUUCGAGUAGUUUCACCUUAUUUUCGUCAAAGUUAAAUCAUUUCAUUUCAAAAACUUUUCGUAAAAAGGAUAAAUUUAAGGUCACACCCACGCCGGACAGUUCUACGUGGUGAUUCCCGUCGUUUAUUGGAUGUUGCCAUAUUUUUAUGGGCUUUACAACAUUGCCCCUCAUACCCAAAUGAUGAUCUCGGCUGGAAGCCUUUAUCAGGUAAUUUUUCAAAAGAAUUCUGAAUUAUAAAUUUUAAAAAUGGAUUAAUUUAGGGACCGCCCAUGAAGAUGCUCGGAAUGUCCGAAGUUUGGCUUCUCACCAUCAAAUCUGCUUAAUUUUUUUUUUCAUCCAGUAAAAAAAAUGUAUUGAUAGAAACACUAACAAGUUCUAAAAUGAUCUGACACUUUCUUUUCCAGUUUUCCAGCGAUCUUGGGUAUUAUUCAGUUUUAUUCAUUCUUUUUUAUUGCUCGGGUUCCGUUUUUUUUCUGUUUCUUGACGGUGAUUCAAGUUGGAUUGAACCUAAUUUAAUAAAUUAUUUGUUUCUUCGAAUCUUGUGAACUUUUUCCAUUGGUUUGAACCUUAAUAUUUGAAAUGUGUUAUUGUUUUAGUGGAUUUUUCGAAGUUUCUUUUUUCAGAACAGGGUUGAGCGGCUGUGAAACUAUCAGCCGUGAUAAUUUUUAACGAAUCGAUACAUUUUCCUUGAAAAAAUGUCGAUUUUGGCCGAGCCUAAGCGCCGACAGCGUAUAAGUGUCGAUCCACAAAACCUUGGCUGGAAAAAAAUGAUGAUCAGAAGUAAGAUUUUUUUGAAUGAAAUUAUUUUUUUAGGUUAAAAAAAUUUCAUUCAAAUGAUUAUUUUGCUAGAAACAAUUUUUUUCAAAGAUCAAUUUUGCAUUUAUUUUUUUGAAGAUAUGACCCUUUCACUACUAAAUUUCAGUUUGAUUCGUGAUUUUUUUGUAUAUUUUUGAUAAAUAGAAAAAAAUUAUUUAACUUAUUAUUCUUCCGGUAAUUUGAUAAAAUUUUUGAUAGGUGAAAAAUUUUUUUCUUUUGAAAAAUUAGACUUUAAAUUUUUAGCUGUGUUCCUUUUCAACAUUUGAGGCUAAUUUUAAAAUCAAUCCGAAGAAAAAUUGGUUAAAACUUUGAAAAAUGGAUAUACAGUUCAAGUUUUCAUUCGAAAUUUUUUAGGUUCUCGAAAAAGCUAAUGGAAAAGAUGGGUUGGAACGAAGGAGACGGUCUCGGAAAAAAUCGCCAGGGAAAUUCCAACAACAUCAAAUUGAAUCCGAAUGUGUCUGGAAAAGGUGGGAAAUUUGACGAUAUCUUUUUCAAUAAAAAAAAAAUAGUAAGCAUUCAUUCCCGUUUCAGUUAUUUCUCCAAUAGCUAUUUCGAUUUUUAAGAGAGAUCGCGUAGAAAUUUUCAACAGGUUUGGAUAUGAUUACAUUUUAUUGCUUAUUUUUCCAGGAGUUUAAAUUACAUGGGAUUUAAAGAUUUUUUUUUUCGAAAUUACUCCUUUUUAGAUUUUUGCGUCUUGUUCAAUUGUAACCGUAAUUUUAACUGAAGGAUUUUUUAUGUAUAAAUUUUACUUUUUACCGUAUUUUCAUUGAGGUAAUGAACAAUUUCUUUAUUUUCCAUGUUUCCAGGUCUUGGCGCCGAUAAAUUGGCCUCUUAUGACGCCACUUGGAUCGCUUGUCAUGACGAUUUUGCCGAUUUAUUGAACGCCUUGAACAAAAAUAAAGAAGAGGUCUUCAAAAAAUGAAUUUAAAUAAGGUAUUUGUUGAUUUUCAGGACCCUCAAGACGAGACGGAGCAGCAAAAACAAGCCGAAAAGAUUUCCAUCGAGCUGAAAAGCAAAUCAUUAAAAAGACGGAUUCAGUUGGUUUUUGCCUUCUAUUUAAACAAAAAUUUAUUCAUUUAAAAAAAAUUUAAAAUUUCAGCUACCAAAAGUUCGCCCGGGCCAAAGACACGGCCAACCACAGCGAAAACGACAAAACCGCCAUCUUCGGGCUCGGAAAGGGCAGGAAAGCCCAGGAGGAGGAGUUGAGCCCGAAGAAGGCCGAUUCGGCGACGUCUUCCGACGAGAAUGAGGGGAAAAAUGUGAGGAUUGAAGUACUGUAGGAUACUGUAGGGGUUGAUGAACUUAGUUGAAGGUUUUCAACGAAGAAACUGGACCAAAAAGCUUUUAGUUUUUAAAAUUCUGAGAAGAUAGGUUUCUUUAGGAUUACUGUAGACAUCACUAGGUCUAAUUACUGUAAGAGAAAAAUGUGAGGAUUGAAAUACUGUAGGAUACUGUAGUGAUUGAUAAAUUUAGUUGAAGAUUUUGUACGAAGGACCUAGACCAAAAAGCUUCUAGUUCUCAAAGUUCUGUAAGAUACGGAACUGUAGGAUUACUGAAGGAAAGGAAUUUGAGGACUAGAGUACUGUAGGUUACUGUAGGAUUGAUAAACUUAGUUUAUCGUUUUCAGCGAAGAAACUAGGCCAAAAAGAUACUAGUUCUCGAAACGCUAUAAGAAGAUACGGAACUGUAGGAUUACUGUAGAUAUCACUAGGUUGAUAUACUGUAGGAGAGAAAUUUGAGGAUUAAAUUACUGUAGGACACUGUAGUGAUUGAUAAAUUUAGUUGAAGAUUUUGUACGAAGGACCUAGACCAAAAAGCUUCUAGUUCUCAAAGUUCUGUAAGAUACGGAACUGUAGGAUUACUGAAGGAAAGGAAUUUGAGGACUAGAGUACUGUAGGAUUGAUAAACUUAGUUUAUCGUUUUCAGCGAAGAAACUAGAUCAAAAAGAUACUAGUUCUCGAAACGCUAUAAGAAGAUACGGAACUGUAGGAUUACUGUAGAUAUCACUAGGUUGAUAUACUGUAGGAGAGAAAUUUGAGGAUUAAAUUACUGUAGGACACUGUAGUGAUUGACAAAUUUAGUUGAACGUUUUGAACGAAGAAACUAGACCAAAAAGAUUCAAGUUCUCAAAGUUCUGUAAGAUACGGAACUGUAGGAUUACUGAAGGAAAGGAAUUUGAGGACUAGAGUACUGUAGGUUACUGUAGGAUUGAUAAACUUAGUUUAUCGUUUUCAGCGAAGAAACUAGAUCAAAAAGAUACUAGUUCUCGAAACGCUAUAAGAAGAUACGGAACUGUAGGAUUACUGUAGAUAUCACUAGGUUGAUAUACUGUAGGAGAGAAAUUUGAGGAUUAAAUUACUGUAGGACACUGUAGUGAUUGAUAAAUUUAGUUGAACGUUUUGAACGAAGAAACUAGACCAAAAAGAUUCAAGUUCUCAAGACUUUGUUAAAAGAUACGGGACGGUAGGAUUAGUGUAGGAGAAAAAUGGGAAUACUUCUGUACUGUAGGUAACUGUAGCGGCUGAUAGACGAAGUUUAAGGUUUUUGACGAAGAAACUAGACCGAAAAGUUCUAAUUUUCAAAAUUCUGUAAGAUGAUAGGGAGCUGUAGGAUUACUGUAGACAGCACGAGGUCGAACUACUGUAAGAGAAACAUUUGAGACUCAAAGUACUGUAGUUUACUGUAAAGGCUGAUAGAUCAAGUUGAAGCUUUCGAACGAAGACACUAGACCAAAAAGUUCUAAUUUUCAAAAUUCUGUAAGAAGAUACGGAACUGUAGGAUUACUGUAGUAAGAAAUAUGAUGAAUGAAGUACUGUAGGAUACUGUAGCGGCUGAUAGACAAAGUUGAAGGCUUUUGAACGUAUAAGAUACGGAACAGAAGGAUUACUGUAGAAGAAAAAUGUGAGUAUGAAGGUACUGUAGGAUAUUGAAAUACUGUAAGAUUGAAAUGUCGGUAAAAAUCAAAAGCUAGAUUGCACUACAGCAUCUCUUUUAUUAAAUGAGAUUCAAGUUCUGAGCUGCAGAGUACUGUAAUUACCGUAUCCUAAUAUUAUAUAUCCGAAAAUUUCCAGGACGAUGAGCCCAAAGGCGAAGGCAACACGACGGUCAGUACCAUGUCCGUCAGCCAGUAUUUUGCCGCUAAAAUGGCAGCGAUCAAAGCGAAACGAGUCGACGUCAAGGUCGAAGACGACGGAGAAGUCGUCGUCAAGGUCGAGGAAACAGAAGAAGUCGUCGAGGAGGAAGAUGAAGAAGCCGUCAGAAAAAGAGAAAAAAAGGAAAGGAAGCGACUGAGGAGGGAGCAGCGGCAGAAAGAGCAAGAAGUUCGUCAUUUGGAGUGUCGUUGUUAGUAAAAACUGCAACAGAAUGCUCAGUAGGGAUGACUCCGUCAUUUGGAAUGUUGUUGAGGAUCUUGAAAUUUGGAAACCAAGGCAUUAUGAAAGUGAAUUUUCUGUUGUAGUUAUCAAAUUUGUAAGUUUUAGCGUUGUUUGGAACUUUGUUAUUGAAAAAUAUAGAUUAGAACGUUUUUUGAAGAUUAUGGCCGUAAUUUGGAGUGUCGUUUUUAUAAAAUGGAACAGAGAGUUCAUAAGGAAUGAUUGCGUCAUUUGGAGUGUCGUUGUUAUGAAAAAUUGAAUAUAAUUAUCUUUAGGAAUAACUCCGUCAUUUGGAUUGUCGUUGUUAUGAAAAAUUGAAUAGAAUUGUCUUUAAGAAUAACUCCGUCAUUUGGAUUGUCGUUCAAAAAAAAUUUUUUUUUGGAAAAAACGGUUUGAAUUGGAAUCGAUAGGGUUAUGUUUCUGAAUUUUGUGUCGUUCGGAGCUUCGUAUGGAAAAGGAUAAUUUGGGGUAGUUCUGAAAAAAAAAUCUAGUGCCACUUUUACCCAUAAAUUUUGUGAUUUCAUUCUAAUUUUCGGUUAUGGGCGUCAUUUGGAGCAUCGCUAGUCAAAAAAAAAAAUGGAGCAAACUUUUUUUUUUUGCAAGAUCCCAUCUUCAGAUUUUGCUUUUUGGAUUUUCAUCAUUUUUUUUUAGUUUAAAGUUAUUUUUUUCGGUUUCAGUUUUCACUUUUUUAGGCCAAAAUUAGGUAUAUCAUUUUUAGGAAGAAGCCGAAGCCGUGCAAGUUGAAGUGAAAGAAGAAGUAAAGGAAGAAGAGGAGGAAGUAGUUGAAGACGAAGAAGCUGAACGAAAACGGAGGAAAAAGGAGAAGAAACGGGCCCGGGAGCUGGAGAAGGUCGAACAAGCUGAAGAAGGUGCCUUUUUGGGGACCUGGUCCAAUUUUUCCCAGAAAAUAUCAGUUUUUUUUUGAUGAAGGAUAGUUCGACACAACUAUGCUCCAUUGAGAAAACCCUCAAUUUUUUUACAAGAAAUUUUUUUGCAGGAGGAGAACCGGAGGAGGAACCGCCGAAGAAAAAGAGCAAAAAAUCGAAGAAAAACAGCGAUGAGUAA
This is a messenger RNA of Caenorhabditis auriculariae, 6759 nucleotides long. NCBI's taxonomy places the organism in Eukaryota, Metazoa, Nematoda, Chromadorea, Rhabditida, Rhabditidae. The record is from the annotation of a GenBank genome assembly.